AUGUCCACCGCUCCGAAGAAUGCCGAGUUCGCCCAUCUCUUCGAAUUAUUCGAGAAGCUCGCAUCUCGACGAACGCGUGCCACUGAUGUUGGGGAAUCUUUGGUAACGGACGACACCCAUAUCCUAUCCAUUCCGUUGGACUUGCAGCCUGUAUUCCGUAAUCUCGCCACCUUAGUUACACCGAGGACCAUUUCUGCAAGUGGACGAAGAGGGCGCCGUAACACCGUUGCAGUUCCGUCUGGGUCUAGCGAUAUUGACGCCGACACCGACACUGAGUCGGUCGCCAAAUUUCCGAUGGGCAAACAAUAUCCAUUCAAAUUCAAGAUGAUGCUUCACAAGCUGUACGAGCUUGACGACUGGGGCAAGAAAGUGAGAGAGGUUUUGGAGAGAUCGCAGAAGGAGUACAAACCGUUGGCCGAGACAGUAAGCCAUCCGGAGAGCGGAGACAAUGCAAUGGAAGAGAAUGGAGGCGUUGAGGGUGUUCAUAUUGGAAUUAAGUCUGGAGUGAAUUCCCCACCGAAACGGACGGGGCGACCUCGUGGUCACACUGUAGCCUCCUCCUCCGGGGGUAAAUGGAAAGAAGCAGUUCCGCGCAGUGUCGGGGUUCAGUCCCGAGAUGACGAACGAGCAGUGAAAAAACGAUGUGUGGGCAGGAGAAAGUCUAUGAGCGGUAUGAUUGGCGACUGUCCCAACUGGGUUUUCAAUGCCACUGUAGCUUCCAGCGAGAUUAACGAGCGAGUCGAUCCAACGGGUCCUCCCACCGUCACUUUCUAUUCUUCUUCACACCAAUACGAUCGCAACAAAGUGCCACCACGUCGCCGCGUAAGCUCGACCGCGACUGCAGCUCCGGCAAUCGCACUUCAAGUUCCUUCUUUUCAUCGCUACGGCGUAUUACAGCAAGACGGUCGCAAAAGAGUGCCUCCACGUCGCCGGGUGAGCUCAGUUGCGACUCCAGCUCCGGCCAUUGAGGGAGUGCAAUUGGUGGAUGAUAAAAAUUUCAAAAAAAGACGGGCAACCAGCAUUGUGGUUGUCAAGCGUUCCUAG
This is a messenger RNA of Lentinula edodes (shiitake mushroom), 1044 nucleotides long. RefSeq lists its product as uncharacterized. The transcript has a single exon. The coding region runs from base 1 to 1044 and encodes 347 amino acids. The record is from RefSeq and is a predicted model, not a curated record. NCBI's taxonomy places the organism in Eukaryota, Fungi, Basidiomycota, Agaricomycetes, Agaricales, Omphalotaceae.